This is a messenger RNA of Schistosoma haematobium, 4209 nucleotides long. RefSeq names its product Arl3p interacting protein, variant 2 (gene SLO1). The record is from RefSeq and is a predicted model, not a curated record. The transcript has 13 exons. Lineage: Eukaryota; Metazoa; Platyhelminthes; Trematoda; Strigeidida; Schistosomatidae. Gene Ontology annotation, biological process: potassium ion transport. Gene Ontology annotation, cellular component: membrane. Gene Ontology annotation, molecular function: large conductance calcium-activated potassium channel activity. The coding region runs from base 544 to 1389 and encodes 281 amino acids.
CAUACAAGUAAUCUCCAAUAGACUAUCAAAUUAUUUUCAUGCACCGUCUCGUGUGUUGUCUUAUUUAAAUUCUGAGAAUUUAAGUUAUAAAUAGCCAUACUAGAUUAACAACACAAUGCAUAUGAUAAAAAUUACCACUGUAUAUGUUGCUUUACCAGGCAGUUGAUCUGGAUUAUACACUAGGAUAUGCAACAGUAUCCACUUUUUCUCCUGGAAAUUUUUUAUUCCGACUACUAUAUUGACUAUCCUGAAAGCUUCUUGUAAUUCCAAAAGACUAUACUAAAAUUAUGUUGAAACUUAAACCGUAAAGUUAGUUUUUCAAAUUUGUCAAUCUCUAAUCUUAUUCUUCUUUUAAUACGUUUUAAAAACAAUAUCGUACUAACUAUGAAGUAAUAACUGUUUAUUCCUGCUUAGAAAUCUGUGUAGGAAAAUAGAAACAAUAGUAGUACGUCAUUCCAUUUGCUGAAUAAUGUUUUUUUUUCUAUCAUUAUAAUAUUCUUUGUUAUAAUCAGCUUGAGAACUUUCUCAAUUGAUGGUCAAAUAAUGUUUGAUAAUUAUGGCCAAUUAAUAUUUUCGUCACUUAGUCGAAAUCAGGAUAAUAUAUGCGAGCAGUCAAAUACACUUUCCCCAAUUGCAAAUAGUUUUGUUAAAACAAUUCAAAUGUGUUUUAGAUUUCUUCGACAAUCAAUUGUAACUUACUGUAAAAUGAGGAAGGCCAAAGUAUUAAAAAAAGUCCCUACAUGUGCAAGUAGUUUUUCGAUGAAUUCUUAUUAUCGUUAUCCGUAUCCGGAUAGUACAACAACUGAUUUAGCGCAACUACAAAGACUGAAUGUAAUCGAUUUGCAGUGUGAUAGUACCGGUUUAUUUUAUUGGGUAACUGAGAGAAAAUUUUCAAAUAUAUGUUUGACGAUGAAAGAAAUGAUUCGCUGUCAGUUUGAAAAUCAUAUCAUUGUAUGCAUCAUGAAACAACCUAAAGAAAUAAAAUCAGGUUUAGCUAGUUUUGUACUUCCACUCAGAUCAACUUCGAUACCGGUCGAAGAAUUGAAACCAAUAAUUAUUUUGUGUGAAGCUAAAGUUAUUGAAAAUGAAUGGCGAUCUCUGAAAAAUCUCCCAAAUAUCUAUGUCUUUUCAGGAUCGCCAUUAAACAGAGCAAAUCUUCGAGCUGCCGGUGUUGAAAGAUGUUCAACUUGUGUUGUACUUUCAUGCUCAUUUGAUAUUUCUGGAAAGCCAUCAUUAAUGAUAGAUAAAGAAAGUAUCCUAUGUACUUUGAAUAUUCGUCAAUUGUUAGCUGAUGCACAUAAAACAAAUAUUUUAAAUAUGACUGAACACAAUCAUCCUAUGCUUGUAACUGAGCUUUGUAAGUUUAUGAUAAUGUAUUACUACAACUGAUUAAGCUUUCAUUGAAUAUCUAUGGCUAUAUUUUUCUAAAUCUUUCAACUACAUCAUUAGAUUUCGGUAUGCGACAAUUGUAUGGAGAACAGGGUCAUACAUUUAUCGGUUAUACAAUGGAUCCAUUUUAGUUCACAGGAUCAUAUCAACCACCUAACAACAGUUCGAAAUUCACAAUGAAUAAUCAGAUGUAACAAAUAGGUGAUGCGCUUCAAUGUAUUAAAGGUUAGAUUCAAAUCUAAGUAUAACAAUAAAAUAAUGAGUUAAAAAUACAGAAGACAGAGACAACAAAUUCAGAUAACCUUUUAUUCAAAUUAGACGAAAACAAAAUUAUAAAUUUGUGACAAAAGGAAGUGAGAUGCACUGAAUAUAACAAAGUAAUAUAUGAUUAUUUUAUAACACUUAUUACUUCAUCAAAAACCUUCCUAAACUUGAUUUAUGGCUGACGUGAAACAAACCGUUCAUGCAUUUUCCCUAUUUCAUAAUUGUUUCUGAAGUGUAAAUAAACAUUGUUAUCUUUAUGAAAUUGAAUAAAGCCAAAACAACAAUUGAGGCAAAUUAAUAUGAAUCCAUUACUGAGAGGCGCAACGGCUCGGCAUUUGUUUAACACCGAACGUACCACUGACGUUCCACAAACCUUCAAAAUUAUUAACAGAUAAAAAAACUGAGCAUCUCUCAGGUUCGUCGAAGCAAUAGCAAUAAAAAAAACUCACAUCAGAUUUAUGUAUUCAGAAAUUGACAAUAAUAAACUUAUCACUACCUUGGUAAAUUAUUUUUGUCUUUAUCAUUAUUACAUUAGUGCUUACAUUGUUAUGUGGUCUUCCCUUAACUAACACCAAAACUAUCCCUUAACUCAUACGUUUUCAUUCAUUUAAUUCUCUUAUGUAAACUCUUCAAAUCCUGUUCCAUUAUCACGUAACUCAUAAAUUUCUAAUUCCAGUAACUUUAUGUAAAUCUUUCACAACCCCUAAAUUAUCCCACAAUCUAUCUUAUUAGUCUCUGGACCUCAAUUAAUUAAUGCAUCAUCCACCCCUUAUGUUUUUGAAUACCACCCCCAAAUGACCUCUAACAUGUUCUUACAUAUAUAUCAGUUAUUACUGAUAACCUUUAUCGUUCUAAUUCGUUCCGCCAUCAAUGUCAUUUGUUUCACAUUAUAUCAUACCUCAUUGUUACCUUUAUAUACACAAAUGGUUGUUAGCAGCUGAUAAGAAACCACAAAAUAUAAUGAAUUCAUAUUAUUCUGCCUCAAUCAUUGUUCUGGCUUGAUUCAAAAAUUGUUAAAUUAGCUUAGAUUUUUGUACCUUAAUGUAAAUUUGAUAUUUUAAUGAAUCUGUUCAAAGAUCUGAAAUACUUUUAAUGUACAGUUCAUAGCAUUUUCAACUUUUUACUUUCGAAACCAACUCCUUAAUAUUGUGAUUCUGUAUACAAUAUUGGUGUAAGCAAAAUCGUUCAAAAAUAAACAUUUAUUUAGGGAGAUUCAAUAUGUAUGUUUAUUUGCAACGUUUUCUAAAACACAUUUAUUCUUACCAGUCUCUUACGUACUUUACUAUUUCUUCACAAUUUUUAUCAAAACUGUUAUAUCCCGAUAAGAAUAAUGAAUGGUAAUUUUCGGGAUCCAUUUAUGGACCAAUACUAUGAGUAUAUUUUAUCGUGUAAUUGUUAUGUAACUAAACUGUUCAUAUUCAUGUCCCUGUUAUUAUGAGUUUUAUUUUGACCUAUGAACUAUUAUUAUACGACUUACCAUUCUUGAAUUAUUCCUUGCCUGUUGAUCACUACCUCCCUCGUUCACAGACACUUUUGGUCAAAUAUUGUACAAAUGUUAUUUUCUAUUUUAUGAUGAUGUAACCAAUGCAAGUCUUCUAUCAACUAAAUCAAAAUAUGGAAGUACUUACUUCAAUCCAUUAAUUGCCUCAGGAAAUAUUUUCGAAUCUAAUGUCUUGCAUAGUCUUUCAUCAAAUGUACUAUUCGAUCCGACUGUAAUAACAUUUAUUGAGACAAUUUUAGGCGGUGGACCAGGUCAUGAAGUAGAAAAGGUAUUUGCUAUAGAUAGUGGUUUCUUUCCAGGCUUAAAGGGACAACCAGUCAGUACUUUGACAUUUCCAGGUUAUCUAACUGUAAUCGAUUAUAUUCCAGUGAAGUACAAAAUACUUUGUCAACUACUGGUUCUAUCUCUGAUUUUCUGAAUAAUGAACACAAUAAAUCAUUUUUAAAGAAGAACUGUUUAAGCGGAAAUAUAUCCCAGUUUGAUGGACAAACAAGAUCACGUCAAUCAAGUGACUGCUAUGUAGAAGAACUUUUGAAAGAGAAGACAGAUUCUAACUAUAUAACAGCAGAUAAUGAACAAAUAAAUGUAAAAAGUUUUUUAAGCUAUAAAACUGAAACAGGCGAAGCGAUUGCUGUUCGGCUAUCCCAACUUCGUUUAAUACCCCUUAUGGAAUUGGAUAAAGAACUUCAUCAUCUAGCUUCGCAGAAAAUUCUGACUUUCAGUCAGUUAUUUCAUGCUGAGUUGGCAAGUACCGGAACAAUAUCAAUCGGUCUUUAUCGAAGUGUUGAAGCUAGCAAUAAUAUGGAUGAAUGUUUGUCAUGUAAAAACAUAUACCUUGAAGCAAGUGGAAAAAUCGAAAGAUUUGUUUACACAUUACCAGAACCUACAACUCUAAUAUACCCAAAUGAUAUGGUUUACUGCCUUACAGCGAUGACUGAAAAUCCAAUGGUGGGGUAGAGGAGAAAAAUAUGCAACGAAAUCAUUCAUCUUUUUUAUCCGCUUUUACUGAGAUCAGUUGUCACGUUUGUUUCCAUGACAGUUACCCUUGUUGAUUG